CGCCUUCCGCCUCCCGCUGUCCCCGGCCGCUCGGCGCAGCCGGACGGAACCUCGCCUUAGCGGGCGGACGGACCGACCGACCGGGGAAGGAGAAGCUCCCUCACCAUGAGCCCCGAGGAGAAGCCGCCACCCAGCCACUCCCGCAAUGACCGAAGGCCACCGCCGCCACCUGAGCCCGCUCCCGGCCGAGGCCGGCGGCGAGGCGGUUUCCUGACUGAGAUCCGCACGCCGAUCCGCACUGAGCCCUUCCAGGAGCGGUACAGCCUUAGCCCCGGCAGGGAGCUCGGCAGGGGGAAAUUUGCAGUGGUGAAGAAGUGUAUCCAGAAAGACACAGAAAGAGAGUUUGCGGCAAAAUUCAUGAGAAAAAGAAGAAAGGGCCAGGACUGUCGGAUGGAAAUAAUCCAUGAAAUUGCAGUCCUUGAGCUCGCACAAUGCAACCUUUGGGUCAUUAACCUGCAUGAAGUUUAUGAGACUGCAACAGAGAUGAUUUUAGUCCUGGAAUAUGCUGCUGGAGGUGAAAUCUUUGACCAGUGUGUGGCUGAAAGGGAGGAGGCCUUCAAAGAAAGAGAUGUGAAACGACUCAUGAAGCAGAUCUUAGAAGGAGUUUCGUUCUUGCACAGAAACAAUGUGGUUCAUCUUGACUUAAAGCCCCAAAAUAUUCUGCUAACCAGUAAGUCUCCUCUGGGUGACAUUAAGAUAGUAGAUUUUGGCCUUUCCAGGAUAAUGAAGAGCAGUGAGGAACUGAGAGAAAUUAUGGGCACUCCGGAAUACGUAGCUCCUGAAAUUCUGAGUUAUGACCCAAUCAGUACAGCGACUGACAUGUGGAGCAUUGGAGUCCUGGCAUAUGUUAUGCUAACAGGGAUAUCGCCUUUCUUAGGGGAUGACAAACAAGAAACAUUCUUAAACAUAUCUCAAAUGAACAUAAGUUACUCUGGAGAAGACUUUGACCUCAUAUCAGAGUCUGCUGUGGAUUUCAUCAAAACUCUGCUGGUUAAGAAACCUGAGGACAGGGCAACUGCUGAAGAAUGUCUUCAACACCCAUGGUUAGAACAGAGUGAUAAUCCUGCUUGCAGGGCCUGGAGUAAGAGCCCAGGAGAGGAGCCCAGUGAUACCACUCAGAAAGAUGCAGAUUCUGCCUCUGAAAAAUCAGUAGAUGCUGAGAAGACUGAAGAGGAAGAAUCAAUAGUGACAGAAGAACUAAUUGUAGUGGCUUCAUAUACCCUGGGACAAUGUAGGCAGUCAGAAAAAGAGAAAGUAACAGAGCAGAAGGCCAUUUCCAAGCGCUUUAAAUUUGAGGAACCAUUACUGCAAGAAAUACCAGGAGAAUUCAUUUUCUGAACUGUGUGGAGCUCCACAGCUGUAACUGGAAGGCAGCAUUUUCUACUAAACAAAAAUAUCCUAGCCAAGUGAAUUUCUGAUAUGCAAUAAAUGUUCUAGGUAAAGGAAAAUGUUGAGGAAAUGGCAUCCAAGGAAAAUGUGCCAAGUUUAUAAUUUCAUUGAACAGAUAAGCAAGACUUCAAGCGGCUGACAGGAAUUUAGCAAAGAUUUUGAACAGCUGAUUUUUGUUUGCAAUUUUUAUUUCUGGAUUAUUUUGUUGUUGGUUGUUGUUGCUCUAUAGCAGAGUUGGUUUUGUUAAUUGUUCCAGAGUUCUGGAGAAGUUGACAUUGGAAGUGUUCCAGUGGCAGGUGUCAAGUGGGUGAUUUUGGUGUACGUUGUGGCAUUUAAUGCAAAUGUGUAGUGCAGGGAUUUGUUCUUGAACACCUUCUAGCACGCCUGACUUCAGUGGAACUAUCUACUGAUCUAAAAUGUGUACAGGAGGAGAAUUGGAUCAGCUGGUUGGACGUAGGGUUUUCACAGUUACACCGUCUGUGAUUCCUUGUCAAAGACCCAGACUCCUCCGGUGUACAGCCACACAGUGACCUGUGCUUCUCUAGCAAGACAUGCACACAUCCCACAGGUAAAGAAAAAUCGGCAGUGGGGAAUGAUCACAGGAGUGAUGCUGCUUCAUGUGGGGGCACAGUGCAGCCCUGCUGGGGGAGUACAGCACAGCCCUUCUCCAGAGGGUGAUGAGUUUAAGCGAGUCACUCCUGAGAGCAGAGGAGAUAGCUCCUGUCCUCCCCGUGUUGAGUGAAAUGUGCUAAGAGAAUCCAGCUCAUUGUGACUGUGCAGUGUUGAUGAGUGGCAAAAAGAAUGACACAGGGUCUGAUGUAGCUCUGCUGAAGUUAUUGAAGUUCUCUCCACUGACUUUUCACCGUGUUUAUUCAGUUUGUCCAACUAAUGAUAAAUCAGCCCUUGAUUCCACCUCCCCCAGAUCCCAGCUGGGGUUUUACUGGGAGCAUGAGGUCAUUUCUGCCUUCUUUUUGUUCCUCUAACUGCUGCUUUAAGGAAGGAAAAAGCAACCUUAGGCUAAAUUGCAUAACCUUGUUCAAUACAGCUGUGAGAUGAGGAAGAAGAUACUGCUUCCUCUGAAAUGAAGAAGCACAACUCAUACCUCGUGCUUCCUAAUCACUCUCCCUUAGACACUUAGGAAAAACCAGCAUGUGUGUAAUGGGGCAGAGUGGGAUUGGGGAGCUCUGUGGGUGGGUCGUAGCUCUGAAUGGACACAGUCCCUCAGAGGACAAAGCUGGGACUAACUGGGCAUCAAAAUCAACUGUUUUUUACAAUGUACAGGUCUGAGGAUCUCAGACUGAGUCCUAGUUUUCUAAGAACUCUUUCAUAUUGAUGCUGUUCCAAAGUUUAUGUAAUUGAAGUUUAGUACUAUUGUAUUGCCUACUGUUAACUAUUCAACUAUUUAUUUGGUUUCCUUGUGCUGUUCCUUUAUAAUAAACCCUGACAACCUUUUCUUGCUAUAAAGCAAUGAGUAUAAACUCCUUAAGCUAGUUUUUCUGGUUUUCCAUGUUGCUCCAGGCUUUCUAAUUUCAACUGUACUAAGGAUGUUCUUACUCUUGUUAGUGACCAGGAGUUCAAUGCUCUGUGCUAGUAUUACACAAGGAAAAUGGCUUGUCAGUAACACAAGCAGUGCUGGGGUGAUCUCAUUAGCACUGCUGUGAGAAUGGGAGAGAAAGCAUCAGAAGAGAAGAAUACUGAACAAAGGCAGUGUGACACUGAAUGGAGCAAUGAGCAUUCUACAAGGCUUCAUUGCCAGUGGUCUGGUUGCCUUUGCUUGAAGCCACAUCAGAAAAAUUGCACCUAAAUUAAACUCUUCAGUUGGGCUUCUUCCCUCUUGGAUACUCAUGUAGGUAGGACAGCUUCUCACUCAUGGAAGACCUUCAUACCAGGAAACAUCCACCAGUACUCACAGCUGAGCUUGGCCGUGGUUUAUAUUGCAGUGCAGGAUUUUCUUGGAUAGCUCUGGCUGGCCAUCAGGAGAAGUUAAACAAGAAUCCUUGAGGCAGCAGAGCAGCUGUCUUGCCUGUUUCAGACAUUUUGUAGGCAUGACAGUACUCUUCAAGGGCAUCUUUCUUUUACUGCUCAGUUAUUUGCCCAAGACAAUUUGCUUGGCUGAGGGGCCAUUAAAUUACAAAGCAUUGUGCAAGAUUACAAUUUCUGGCACCUUCUAUCACCUCUGUUUUGAGACCUUUUUCCCAUUUCCACACUGCCACGCUUUUGCAAACCUCAGCAAAGCACUGAGGACAAAACUCACAUCCCACCCUUACAGAACAAGGUAGCCAUACCUACACACCUCGAUGUGUCAUACCUCAUGGGUCCUCACAGCAAAUCAUUUGAGGGGCAUAGACCUGACUGAAUUCCUAUUUGUAACCACAGAUCAGGUCUCAGAUGGAGACUGGUACUGAUGAGAGAGAGCAGAUGAGCAGCAUGCAUCUGGUCCUGCAGUUACUGGCUUUAAAUGUAUGACAGUGAUGCUUAACCUGCAUAAAUAAACUUACAUACUGAACUACAAGGCCAGCUUCCCUUGGAAUGGCUGCUUUGACAUGUCCAGUGGGCUGCAUUUCUGGGUUUCACUUUUUGUGCCUUAAGGUGGUUUUGUACAGUUGUUUUUUAAUAUUAAGAAUUUGUAUAAAGUUGUGAAAGUUUAAUAGUAUAAAUUAUAAACAAGGCAGCCGAGACUGGCCCCAGAAUGGACAGUCCUGGCUGCAGGACUGUCAGCCUGUCAGAGGUAAAGCCGUUUCUGUUCCACUGUGAGGGAGACUGAAGCUGUAAAUGAGGCAUUCUUACCCUGUGCUGCAGAGAGGGGCUGGGGAGGGUUUGAGAGGCUUAGUUACUAGUGAAGCAGGACAUGAAGACUGGGAACAAAUCACUUGCCUUGUGAAGAAGAGCUGGUUUCCUGCAGCUGCAGGAGUAUAGAGGGCUGCAGGGACAUAUGCAGUUACCUGAAAAAAGCUUGCUUAUGCCUUCAAGUGUUUGUGGGGUAGGGGUGGUUACAGAGACCGAGUCAACUCCUCAGACCUUGUGGUCAGUGCUCUGUCCCCACGCUCCAGACUGGGUUUCUGCUGGCUGCCUUCAUAAGGCUGGGAGCAUGACUGCUGUUUGCUCAAGCGCAGGAAGCUGUAGAGAAUGGAAGUGCAUAUGUGCUUGGAGCUUGCUGCAGAGCUGCUAUUGCUAUGGUUCUGAUGCAAGACAUGAGCUCUGUCUAGGCAGGGUAGGUCCAGGCCUGUGUCUCUGUUGCAGUUGUUGGAAUUAACAGCAAACAUCUGGUUGAAAACAAAGCCUUACCUCCUCUUGCUAAGUUCAGCUUUAAGCGAGAGGCUGUAAAUGUCAUAGCCAUUAAACUAAAAGUUCUAGAAAAUAAUCUGUUUGGUUUGUUGUUUGGGGUUUUUUUGGUCCAAAGCUAAAUUUGAAUUUUGGUUUGUUCCACUUCUUACACCUUUUACCUGAGGGCCCCUAAAUACAAAAGGAUGAAUUCCAUCUUGCAAUCUUCCAGGUGAAGCUGGAGAGCUCUUAGGUAGGAAAUGCAAAUUAACUUCCCCUUUUCCACUGGUGGUGCUGGCAGGGGCCAGGAAAGAACGUGAGCCUUGCACCAAUUGAUUCCAUGGUUUAAGAGCUCUCUCAGAUAUUUGAUGUUGCUGUUCCUGGAAGACAGUUCAACAUUUUAAAGAAAUAGUGCCAGUUCAUUGUACUUCAUUGACAAGGUGUUUGGUGUUUCAGGAAUUUUACAAUAAAAGACAUUUUGU
Messenger RNA from Dryobates pubescens (Downy woodpecker), 5132 nucleotides. RefSeq names its product serine/threonine kinase 17a (gene STK17A). Gene Ontology annotation, cellular component: nucleus. Gene Ontology annotation, biological process: intracellular signal transduction; protein phosphorylation; positive regulation of apoptotic process. Gene Ontology annotation, molecular function: ATP binding; protein serine/threonine kinase activity. Lineage: Eukaryota; Metazoa; Chordata; Aves; Piciformes; Picidae. The record is from RefSeq and is a predicted model, not a curated record. The coding region runs from base 106 to 1338 and encodes 410 amino acids. The transcript has 7 exons.